AACACGACUUGUUUUAAUGCGAUCCCCUGUGGCAGCUUUUCCAGGAGACCCUCUUCAGUUGGAUCCUUACUAUCGAGAGGUGUUAUGACAAGUCAUGAAUCACCAAAGUUCCCAUAAGCGAGAUUUGAAAACUGAGGGAUAUUUCGUGGCGGCUAUGAGAAGAUGAAGAGGCAAAACGUGCGGACCCUUGCUUUAAUAAUCUGCACAUUGUCCUAUUUAUUAAUCGGAGCGGGAGUCUUCGACGCCCUGGAGUCAAAGCAGGAGAAAAGCCACAAGGGCAAACUCGACUAUCGAAAAUUUCAACUCAUGUACAAAUAUAAUCUAACCAGAUUUGACUUUGAUCAAAUCGAAAGGGUUGUUUUGUUUCUGAAACCUCACAAAGCCGGAGUCCAGUGGAAGUUCGCCGGGUCGUUUUACUUCGCCAUCACUGUAAUAACGACCAUAGGUUAUGGCCAUGCUGCUCCCAGUACGGAUGCUGGGAAAGCAUUUUGCAUGGGGUAUGCACUCUUGGGCAUCCCCCUCACCCUGGUGAUGUUCCAGAGCCUGGGUGAACGUAUCAACACAUUCGUCCGCUUCCUGUUGCACAAAGCCAAGAAAUGCAUAGGCCUGCGGCGGCCGGAAGUUUCCAUGGCCAACAUGGUGUUCAUCGGAUUCUUCUCCUGCAUCAGCACCUUGUGUUUGGGAGCAGCUGCCUUCUCCCACUACGAAGGUUGGAGUUUUUUCCAUGCCUUCUACUACUGCUUCAUCACCCUAACCACCAUCGGUUUUGGUGAUUACGUGGCCCUUCAAAAGGACAACACGCUCCAAAACGACCCUCAUUACGUGGCCUUUAGUUUCGUCUAUAUCCUGAUGGGCCUCACAGUAAUUGGUGCUUUCCUCAACCUAGUGGUGCUACGGUUCAUGACGAUGAACACAGAGGAUGAGAGAAGAGACGCGGAGCAGAGGUCUCUGCUUUCCAAAGAUAAACAUAAAGCCCUGCCUCCACGCCGCACGGACCCUCCGACCCCCUUUGCCGGGGGUCAAGACAAAAGGCGAGGGUUGAAGAGCGUCUACGCUGAGGUGCUUCACUUCCAGACGGUGUGCUCAUGCCUGUGGUACCGAAGCCGAGAGAAAAUGGUGAUCCUCCCGCAGGAUCUGUCCUUCACUGAUGCGCUAAUGGAGCAAGGAGACGUGUCACCCCACCACUUCUUUGAAUCCAGCCCCUCAGGCUGCGUCUGUAACCCUCAUCGCUGCUCAGCCAUUAGCACUGUGUCCGCUGACCUGAGAAACAUCUCUCCGUUUAAGCUCUUCUCAAAGAGACGCAGCUCGGUCUGAAUCACCUCAGUUUCUUAUCAGUACUGUAUAACUGUUAAUGGUCAAUUAUUUUAUUUUACCUAAAUGAUUGAGCAGCACACCCGAAGUUGGGUUUUUGCAUUUAUUGACUUCUACAGUUACAGUCUAUCAUGCAACUUACUGUUUAAUGAUUAUGAAUAAGAAUUACAAUGGGAAUCUUUUUCAGUUUUAAUUCAAUGACAGCCUGAUAUGAUGCAAUGCACAGUAUUUGAACAAUCUUUAAUGAAAGAAAAAAGUCUGACUAAAAAGAAUGAGCAGCAAUAUUGUUUUACCUUGUUCAGGUGACAUUGUCGGUUGGUCAUGCAUUGUCAGUGUAUGUUAAUUUUAACUUUAAAUAACUUUUUGACAAUUGCAAGCCAUUGUUAACUCUUUCCCCGCCAGCCAGCGCCAGCAUUUUUUCACAAAAUAUUGAAGGCCCCCUGAAUAUUUUUUUCUACAAAUAUACGUAACAUAACAUAUAUUUGAACAUACUGUAUAUCAUAUUAAAGAACAGAGCCUCUGCUUUUAAUAAAAAAGCAUUUUAUAAUUUGUAUUCAUUAUUUUUUUAAUCAUCUCUAAAAUGUGGUUAGGUUCCUUGAAAAAUACAACAUUUAAAAAAACUGAGAAAAUUGCGUUUUUGUCAAAGAAUUUGUCCACAGCAGAUUUAGAAUGAACAUCAAAAAAGUAGAUAGAACAUUUACUGCUUUUGGAUCCAUUGAUGCUCUACUCGUUUAGAAGGGGGAUAACAGUGCCCCCUAUCUUGUGAAAACGUGCGUAGCUGUAAAUUUCCUUCAAUAGCAGAGAAAUUUGGGCUGCGUUUCCCGAAACCUUCUUAUUGCUAAGUAUAUAUCGCUACCCUCUUAAGGUGUAACUUAAUAACUUACCAAAGUGGGAAAAAUUACUUUAAUUAUUUUGUUCAGAACACAAAAGAAAAUAUUUUGAAGAAUGCAUAAAGCAAACAGGUCUGGGGCACUUCCGACUACUAUUGUAAUUUUUCCGACAAUGGAAGUCAAUGGUGUCAAAGAAAUGUUUGCUUGCAAGCAUUCUUACAAAUAUAUUUUGCUGUGUUCAUCAGAACAAAUACAUUUAUGCAGAUUUGGAACAACUUGAGGGUGAGUGAAUGAUGACAGAAUUUUCAUUUUUGGGUUCUCUGCCCAGCUUUGUACAACAUGUUAUGACAAAUGUAACCCAUUACAUUAUAUUAAUCUCAUAGAGUCACCAACAAGGCGUAUAUGCUCAUAGAUUGGCAGCAGAUUACUUUCUUUGUAGUUAGAACUAAGAGAGCAAAACUGUCUAGUCAUAACAGAGGCAACAUCUAUGAGAAACAUAUUAAACUCUUGAACCUUGUCACUCUUGUACUUAAUUACCAUUGAUGUUUAGCACCUCCAUAUUAGCUUUGAAGAUAAAGUAACAGUAUGACCUUGGUCUACAGCAGUUAUCCCAUACGGACCCUCCAAGUGCUCUCAGCACUGAUCUGGACAUCGUGUCCUGUGUAUCCCCUAUGACUCAGAGAGGCCUUGCUGCUCAGGCUAUGUUUGGCCCACACAGGAGAGUGGGCCAUCUUCUCAUCCUGCCAAGGAGAAAGCGCUUUGUGCCCAAGACUUUGCCUUUGGCUGUUAGACCUGCAUGAUACAGUGACAGAAGGAAGUGCAUUACAACAAACGCCUGCAUUUCCCCCCCAUGGUGGUGGCAUCUGUUGCUUUUCCUUUUUGUUUUUGGUUUGGCAUCUACAUCUAUGAGAAAGGUAAAAAAUAUCUUUGGCCAGAACGUCAAUGGGGGUAGGACAUAGUGUACUGUACAUUUAUGUUUAUGUUUCUAUUUACAUCCUUACCAAAGGAACCAGGGUAAAAAUAACUUAUUGUUGAUAACGCAUUGAGAAUCAUUCUUAUUUUGUCCAGCUUUUAGGAAGGUCUUUCCUAUUAGGAUUGGUAAAAUGAAAUAGCAGCAGAGAAAUAUUAAUAUGCAUUUUGCCAAACAAUGUCUGUACUGUAAAAAGUCUUGUAGAGCUGACAUAAAAAAUAAAAGUGUUAUUAUUUUUACAUAGGUUUUUUCUAUGUAUCUAUCUAUAAAUAAGGCUCUUUUGGUCAUUUGUGAAUCAAAAUGAUGAGACAAACAUCUUAAAAAAAAUGCAGAUGUUAAAA
This is a messenger RNA of Triplophysa rosa, 3452 nucleotides long. It is a transcript of the gene kcnk3b, whose product is annotated as potassium channel, subfamily K, member 3b. Gene Ontology annotation, cellular component: membrane. Gene Ontology annotation, molecular function: potassium ion leak channel activity; open rectifier potassium channel activity. The transcript is spliced from 2 exons. The record is from RefSeq and is a predicted model, not a curated record. Gene Ontology annotation, biological process: potassium ion transmembrane transport; stabilization of membrane potential. Lineage: Eukaryota; Metazoa; Chordata; Actinopteri; Cypriniformes; Nemacheilidae. Bases 163 to 1314 code for a protein of 383 amino acids.